Tigriopus californicus is the source of this 7706-nucleotide messenger RNA. RefSeq lists its product as uncharacterized. Lineage: Eukaryota; Metazoa; Arthropoda; Copepoda; Harpacticoida; Harpacticidae. The record is from RefSeq and is a predicted model, not a curated record. The transcript has 5 exons. Bases 3058 to 7446 code for a protein of 1462 amino acids. Gene Ontology annotation, molecular function: serine-type endopeptidase activity.
AAGAAUGUACUUCAAUUUCUCCGGCAACACCAGGCCUGCGAUGCUCUUUGGCCUGCUUUAGACAUACUGUAACUGUGAAUGUAUCGAGUAUGUGGGAUUAGGCGUGUGAGUUGAAGUUUACAUGACCGGUGGCAGGUCUUGCUUGGAUUCCUGGUACUGUCUGGACCCGGAUAGCUCCCCUCGAGUUUCAGCCGAGAUGCAGUUUCAAUCAGUGGUUACGUCUCAUCUGGCCAUCCAUGCAUGCUCUAUUCGAGAAGCCUUGGUGGGAUGGUGGCAUGUUUGUAGUCAGUCUUGAGGAGCUCCCUUCCUAAAGAAACCACCACCGAGAAGUCAGAAAUCUCUAUCGGGAGGGAUAGGGAUGUACUGCCCAGUUAUGAAGAAGCCAUGGACAAACCUUGAUUUCUCAUUGAACCUCUUGCGCUGAUGGGUGUCUGCCAAAACACAAGAUUUCCCGGCUGGAUUGGCAUCAACCAGACGGGUCGAAUCCCAGGGCGGUAAGAGAGGCGUAGGUAUGAAGGAGGGAGAAACAGGACGAAUGGACGGACGAAGGAAAGCGUGAGUAUGUGAGUGAGGAGUACCUAUGCUUUGCGGCCUAUCUACCAUCAUAUCUAGUGGAAUCGCCGUCCAUGCCAUGUACGUCUCCCGCGAAGAAACCACCAACACUGACUGACUGCUGGGCAUCUUCUCAUGUGGCGAGUGAUCAAGAAUCACACAGGAAAAGAUUGCAAGAAAAAUGUGAAUGACCAAGGCAGUCAGCCAGGGGUAUUACUGUUGUGCUGCUUUUCGGUGUUCCAAGACUAGUUUGAUAUCGACGACAUCGUUCCGACUAGUUUGAGAUGAUAAUUUAGCUCCAUGAACCGGUAUUGUCGCCAUGUGCUGUCGCGUGAAUACUUGCUGCUUUUGCUUUGAACAUGUCCUCGGUGUCAAAGUCUUGGGCGUUCUAUACAUCUUCGCCAAAAUCAUCCUGAUUGUCUUGUGCACGCUGUUCCUGCCCCAAUACUUGUUCGCCAUUGGACCGUUUUGCUCAAUCGGAAUAUUUUGUGAUAUCUUCUUACUCGUGGCUGCAUUUCGAUCCUCCCGAUGGUUCCUCCUCCCUUGGCUGAUCUAUGUCAUGAUAGCUAUUGUUGGCCUUGGCUUGGCCGCCGUGCUUCGAAUAGUCAUUCCACUCGGUGCUUUUAGUGAGCCUGACUGGCUCGUUAUCAUCUUGAGCAGUGUCCUUUUACUGGCCGUGGCUUCAUUAUUACUCUAUUUUUGGGUGGUCGUCCUUGAGUUAUUCAUACGUCUAGGACCUGUGGGAUAUGAUCCUGGGAUGAUGUAUGGAAGUAAUCCCUACGGAAUGUACCCAACUGUACCGAUGCAACAAUAUGCGCAUCCCUACAAUCAAAAUAUGGCUCCUCCACCGGCAGCAGCAGCAGUUUACUUCCAAGCUGGGCCACCCCCAAUGAGUAGCCUUCCACCUCUUCCUCCGCCCAACCCACACCAUGGGGGUAGAUAUCGGUAGUGCUCAUAAGACCAUUGAUCGGUGCUCAAAUGUUUGAAGUGUCAGAUUAUGAAGUAUAGUUUGGACAAUUGUUAACAUGAUACCUUGUAUGAAACACCAUGGAAUGAAAUACACCGUUUGUACGUAUCACAGCUUCUUGGUCAAUGCUCGCAGUUGAGCUGGAUUUUGUGAUUGACAGUGGUUCUAAAGAUCUACCCAGAUCCAAGUGAGGAUUUGUUUCUCGGGUGUGUUGCAUGUUAAUAGCAUUGAACAGAUAUGUCAACAUCCAGUGGAUGACUUGGGCUUACCUAGAGUUCAAGUUAAUUUGACAGCAUGGACAAAGCCCGCCGGAUCUGAACUUUUGUCUUAAAUUGAAAGCGUUAGUCACACCUUCACACAAUUCAAGGCCAGCUCACGCCCACGGACCACAUAAUGGCACAAGGGCACUUUUCCAUGGAAUGUACUAUUUGUCUAGCCAAUAAAGAACAUGAUGAAAUGUGGGUACUAUAACAUUCCAUAUCGGCAGUACUUUGACUCGAAAAUUGCCAAGGGAUUCAUGUAUCAAUGAGGAAGAUGGUCAAUUGUCAAUUGGACCCAAGUUGAGUUGUUGAAUAUUGAAAUCCAUGAAUCGCCCAAGAACAAUGGUUAUCAAUUUGAUUGACUCGUACACCUACUUGCUUUCUUUGUUAUGUGGAAUGAGUCGCUACAUGCAUAUAUGUGAAUAUAUGAUAGAGGGAGAUGGAAUGGCUCGGUUGAUUAGCCCGUCAAACUGGGCUUGCCAAACUCGCCUUCAUGGGUUCGAUCCCAGGUCUCACCCAACCAACUCUAGAUGACAAAGCUCCCCAAGCGUCAAUAUCCAGCUCCAAAUCACCAAAAUCAGUAAAAGAAUAAUUGUGUUCUAAUGAUGUCCAAAAAUGUCGCAAUAAACACAUUUCAUAAAAAGAACAUUACCUGUAGUGCAGUAAAAGCUCACUCUAUUAUGCUGAAACUCACUCUGGAAGAUGAUCACAUCGACACGUUGUGCUCACGCCAAAGAAUCCGCCGCCUUUUGUUUUGAUCAAAUUUGGCGAAUCAUUAUUGUAAUAUGCACGAGAGCUCCUCAAAAGUGUAGUAGUAUCCAAGUUCGAUUGCCAAAUACAAAGUUCAAAUGGGUCUUGCCCUCGUCAUUCCUUAAUGUGAUUUAUGUAUGCAUGUCAUUGAAAACGGAUAGGUUUCUUAUUCGGUGUGAUUGUAACUCUGAAUGAGCUUGCUCGAUCCUUCUGCAUUAAGCGGAAAGGUGGGGUGGAGAGGUGUUUGGUUGCAAACAAUGACGAAUUAUCUUGAGCCAAAUCGGGGAUUUCCUACCAAAGGUGGAAACUCCAACCGGAAACUCUGUCCUCGGUCCUUUUCCUCGCCUUCGUCUUCGCCCUCUUGUUCUUUUUUCUUCCUUUCUUCACCAGGUGGGUGGUUCGACCUUCCCUUCUUGUACAGUGGUGAGUUGAACCAUUUGGUUGUAUUGACAUUACUCAUUUGCAUUUCUUGAUAAAAGUAAUUCUAGGGAUCUUGGGUUACUCUAAAAAUCAGUUUUAUCAAGGAGAAUGAAGGGUUCACACCUCCUUCGCAUUGUGUUCUUAGGACUUGGGAUCUCAUUCGCUCUUUCCCAUGCCCAACUGUUUACCAAUCCAUCAGAAUGGGAAGAGUUUCUUCAGAACCUUCAAAGGCGUCAAGUUCGGCAAGACCCAUCAUCGGUCUCGGAAACAUCCCAGUCCGUGACGGAGCAACUCAAACUUGUCACUGAGUACCAAGACGAUCAACCCUUGUACCAAAAGCCCCAGCCCCAAAAGGUCUUGUCUAAUCCUAGUCUCGAACCUAUUGAUUUUGAUAUCCUAGUCCCGGACUUUGCCAUUGAAGACAAUGAUUACGAUGACUUCAACAAUGAUUUGGUGGAAGUUGAUGAAGACGUUAUCGGCAUAGUGGAAGCUCGCACCAUUGAUCAAUUGGCCAAACUACGCUUGGAAAAGCUCACCUUUGAUGACAACCUCACGGGGGGAAAUCGGCCUUGUCGAGCGAGUUAUUCCUUGACGAGCUUCAAUCUAGCAUCUUUUGAAGGCCAGGAUACCAAUUGCACAUUUGAGGUGAUUCCAUCUCUUCCCUCAAUUUGCCGGCUGAGCCUUGAGUUCCACCACUUCAUCUCUUCGGCAAGAAGCGGCGAAUUGUGUACCACAUCCGGUAUCCAAAUCGGCGAUGGACAAAGGAAAUGUGGCAACUUGACAGGCAAAUACGAGGAAAUUCGCUUUGGGGAUGGACCAAUUGAAAUUCAAAUCAUUUCAGAGGAUAAUGCUAACACAAGUAAUGAUUCGUCCGAAUCAAUUGAGUAUAACAUUACUGUCCGGCAAAUCAAUUGUGCUCAGCCUGAAGACACAAAGCUAAUGUUGGCCCAAGCAGAUGCAUCCACCUCCGAAGUUACGAGCCUCCGACAAGAGCAAGGAUGUAAUGAGAUUUACAAUCUGGAAGAGUUCAUAAUUCAGUCCCCCAAAUACCCCAACCAAUAUCCUGCUUCGACGGAUUGCUCGAUCACGGUUUUUGCUUCGGACGCUAAUAUCUGCUUUCUGGAAUUGCGGUUUGACGAAUUUAGGUUGGAACCGUCUGCAGUGAGUGACGAAUGUGCCAACGACUACCUAGAAAUUUCUGACGACAAUGAUUUAAGGCAACCACGCAGGUAUUGUGGGGUUUUCACCGGAAUUCGCUUGCUGGAGAUUGAAGGAACCAAACGAUUUCUAUUCCACUCGAACGAGAGGAACAAUGAUCUUGGUUAUUCAAUUUUUGUGAAGCAGAUCCAAUGUGACGACCCGAUUCCACCGUCCUCAGAAUCUCCUGCAAGAACAACUCCAUCAUUCAAUAACGAUGAUACCUCAAGUGCCAGACCUGACUUUAGCACAUCUCGUCCUAACUUCUCAACCUCAACCGCCUCGUCAACCAAUAGGCCACCGUUUGUCUCAACCACAACACCGAACCCAUUUUUUACCACUUUCCCAACUUUACCGCCAUCCUUUGGAACGACUCAAAAUCCAUUCUUCACGUCAUCAAGACCGAGUUUCUCCUCCACUGAGCACCCAUACUUUACUACGCCCAAACCCAACCCAAACCCGGGAUAUUUUCCCCCCAUUCCCUCCUACCGACCUCCAGUGGUUCAGAUUACUCCAACGUUCCCUCCUGGGGGGGCAAGACCGACUUUUGCCACUGGAAAACCUACCUUUUGCUCGCGUACGUUUGUGGUGAACAACCCUAUAAGAAUAACGUCACCUCAUUAUCCAAGACGGUACCUAAAUGAAGAGACUUGUGAAUAUAGAGUGCAAUUUACUAGGUCUGACAUUUGUUUCCUAAAAGUGAAUUAUCUCAAUUUUUCGCUAGAAAAAUCGCAUGAUUGUUUCAAAGAUCAUCUCUUGAUUAAUGGAAACAAAAUUUGUGGACGCCAAGUUGGCUCGGUUUUGUACCCUCAACAAGGACCACAGGCCAUUUUGAAGUUCUCUUCAGAUAACUUUGGAAGAGACUUUGGCUUUGAUAUUGAGCUUAGUCAGAUAUCAUGUGAGGAACAACCAUUAAUCUCAUCCAGCACGUCAAGGCCAUCAUAUAUUACCCCCGUUCCCAAUCUACCGGACACUAUCCAGGAAAUUGGCAACUCUUAUGGAUCUCCUCAAUCUGUGGUUCUAAUGUCCUCUUCCGAUGAAUUGGGGACUCCGCAACUCAUUGGGUCCCUGGAAAACUCGGCACACCCAAUACCUAUUCGUGCUCCUGUCGACGACAUUAGCAAUGGGAUAAUUCCUAUUUCGGCGGAAUAUGGCGGACUCCUACCAAUUCAAUUUCAUCAUCUUCAACCUUCCGAACCAUUUGCACCUGAGGAGGGUUGGAACGAAGUGCUGCCCACUGCUAGGCCUCAUUUCAAUCCAGAAGUCAAUACCAAUGUUCCAAAUGGUAGACCUCCGUUUAAUCCCAUUACUCCAAGUGAAAGGCCUCCAUUCAAUUUUGGUACUCCAAGUGUCAGACCUCCAUUCAAUCCUAGUUUUCCUGUCGCAAGACCUUCUGAUGGUUCUGUACUUGAGCCUGCCAAUCCAACUGGACGACCGCCUUUCUAUUCCCAUUCCUCUUCUGGGUCUCCCCCGUUCAAUCCCAGUUCUUCGAUUGGAGGAAGUCCUUAUGAGCCAAGAAAUCCUACAGGUCGACCACCAUUCAAUCCCAGGCCUUCGACUGGAGGAAGUCUUUAUAAGCCUGCAAACCCUACAGGUCGACCACCAUUCAAUCCCAGCAUUCCAAUGGGUAGACCCCCAUUUACACCUUACGAGCCGUCUCCUCCAGGAUCAACUUCAGACAGCAAUCAUCCAAAUGAUUUGUACGAGGUAUCAGACGGAGCAACAUUUGUGCCUAACCAAUCCUCGUACAUCAGUCCUCCAUCCGGUUCGUACGGAGCUCCUCCAUCUCAUUAUGGGAGGCCAACGUAUCAUCGACCUCACCGACCACAUGGGAAAAGAAAACCAAAGCUUUUGUUUCCUUUCACGAAGAUCUUGAACUCCAAACGCAAGCUCAUUCACAACGUCUUAUCAAAAUUACGAAAACCAAGAUUUUUUCAAAAGCACAAAAAGAACAAACGACCUUCAAGUGGAUAUGGAGUACCUCAUGAGCCACCUCUUGGAUCUGGGUAUGGAGCACCGCAAGGGCGGCCCAUCGGCUCCAAUUAUGGUGUGCCACAAGGUCCUCCUGUUGGAUCGGGAUAUGGAAUUCCCAAAGGUCCACCUUUGGGCUCUAGCUAUGGGGCACCACAAAGUCCACCAUUUGGUUCAGACUAUGGAAUGUCUCUAGGGUCAAGUAAUAAUUUAUCGCCGCAGGGACCAAAUUCUUCUCCUGGGAUAUCAAAUCAGCAUCAAGGCAAACCCAAUUAUCAGCCAGACAAUGUUUUACCCCUCCCCACAGCUCGACCUCCUUUUGAUACACCAUCAGGACCGGCCCUCUCCCCUGGUGGAUCCAAUCACUUCCCAAGCCACGAGUCUAAUCCCUCGUACACCAAUCCAUCCCUUCCGACAGCUCGACCUCCGUUCAAUCGCUCUCAAUUAGUAGAAAAAGAUAUUGGCACAAAACUUCAAAAUGAAGUGCUGACCAGUUACGAUGUACCAAUAAUACCUGGUACCUCGAAUAACGUUGGUCCAGGAUUUGAGGUACCAUCAAAGCCGAUAGUAAACUGCGGAACCACGACCCAAGAAAACGAAUUCAUCUUGCAAUCGCCAGGCUACCCAAAGGACUAUCAAAACCUUGUAGAUUGCUACUUUGAGGUCAUUCCUGCUCCAAACUCAUGUUUUCUACAUUUGAGUUUGAUCGACUUUAUCGUAGAGGAAUCGCUUGGUUGUGUGGAAGAUUACUUGGAGCUGGAUGGAACAAGGGUCUGUGGUCAACAAUCGGGCAAAGAAGUCGUCUUAUCGCUUCGGCAAAACUCGUGGAAGAUUCCAUUCAAAUCAGAUUCAAGAGGCACUUGUCGGGGUUUCCAAAUCGCAGGAAGGCAGGUUUCAUGCCAAUCUGAGGUUAUCCCACGAAAUUCUCUGCUUACAGAGCCGUCCUUGCAAUUACCAAAUGUAAUUGAAUCUUCAUCUUGCAUCACAGAUGUUGAAGCCAUUGAAGGAACACUGAAUGGAUUUUCAAAAGGCUGCACAGAACGAAUCGUCCCACGUCUAGGAAUGUGUAGGAUCGAUUUCAGAAUGACCAAUUUGGCUUUUGGUUCAGCCACUUGCCGUGGACCACCGAUCGAAAUCAAUUCUGUGCCAUUCUGUUAUUCGCCUGGGAUUACCUCUUUGCAUGACGUUGCACUAAAUCCUGGAUCAUUCAAUCCGAACUUUGUGACCCUCCUCCCCAAAUCAACUUUAUCGAACGGUCCGGCUUCAGUUGGGCUCCAGCGGGACCAACAUAAAGAUUGGAAGAUAGAGUUCAGACAAAUCCCUUGUUAAAAGGUCAACUGUCGAAACAUCAAUUCAUUUUGUUUGCUAUUCCGUCGCUAGAUGGUAGUGGGGAUGGAUUUCAGGAAAACUGUCUUCUUACUUUACCUCGAGGCGCCAUUUUUCUAUUGUGAAUCCUCUAAUCAUUGUUAAUGCAACUUACAUGAUAUCUUUCCGAGGUGUAUUCUGAGGUAAACCUUUCUGUAUUUGCGUUUGAUGACGAUUGUGGAGAUGUGGCGAUUAAUAUAUGAAACACAUGAUUUAUUUGAGAA